Messenger RNA from Linum trigynum, 249 nucleotides. The record is from the annotation of a GenBank genome assembly. Lineage: Eukaryota; Viridiplantae; Streptophyta; Magnoliopsida; Malpighiales; Linaceae.
AUGGCACUAAUGAGGUUGCUGAUCAAGGAGUCAUUUGACACAAUUGCUAGAGCUCUAGGAGAGAGUGAGGAGCAUGAAAAUAUGCGAAAGGAGUUAAUGACAUAUUUGGACAAGCUCGAUGGCCUCACCCAACUACAGAAGGUGCAGGGAUUUAGGAGACUCAAUGCCACACCGUCAUAUUUGAAGAGUUUCUAUGAACUGGACGAAGGAAACAGGCUGACCCUUGUUUUUUAUCUGCUGUCAAAUUGA